CUAACUUUCUAAGCCACAAACUCAAGGUUUGAAGAGCUUGUGGUUGAGGUCGAGGUCAUUGGCAUCAAAAAGCAUAUCCAUGCGGCCGUAGCCCUUUGGCCAUUCACACACUCACUCACUCACUCACUUACUCAACAACAUGGAACCAAGCCUAAUCCUCAUCCGUAGCAUUCACUGUCAUCCUCCGUAGCUGCUACUGCUGCGACCUCUUUUUACUGGCUCUAACACUACUCUUGCAGAGCUUGAAAAUGUCUCCAAUGGCGGUUUUGACACAUGGGUCAUCGCUAUUCCGACCUAUGGAGACUCCCAUCUCCUCUAAACGAUCACCUGUUAGGCACUCAAGCUGUUCCCUUGUCCGACUUAGAUUGUUUACAAGAGAACAUGGAUGUAAGCUUGCUGUUCAGUCGUUUACACCACAAACUUUCAGGACAAGAAGUCAUCAACAGGAUGAUGUCGAAAACUACAAGGCUAAAGUAUCUAAAGAGAAUGCAGACAUACAUGAUAUAAAUUCUGAUCUUGUCCUUGGAGACAUGAAAGAUGCUAGCACUGAUUUUGAAUUUUCAUUUCUGGCUAAAAUAGCCAUUGCACUGGGCAUAGCUGCAACUGUCACAAUCGUCUCUAUUGGGGCGAAGCAGCCUGCUAUUGGUUCGUCUCUUGGAUUUCAGUUUCUUUCAGAUAGUUCAUCUUCUUCAGCAAUGGCCGCAGCACCUGUUGGCUUUACCUUUAAAGCUUUUGGAUACAGAAUAGUUCUGCCAGAAUAUGCUCCAGGGUGGAUUUACUUUUGGCUGCUUAUGGCUGCUGCUUGUGGUCUUUUCAUCAGUGAAGAAGCUUUAAAUAUCUGGGUUGGGAUAUCUAUAGCAAGGAUGCUAACUUUGGAUGGGUCAUGGAAGUCUCUUGCUGAGUCCUUUUCUAGGAAUGCUGGUUACAUAACAUCGACGAUUUUUUGGGUGUACUGGGGAGUGUGCAUUAGUGACUUAAUACCAUUUUAUUUUGGAAAGCUUUUCAAGCAGUCUGGGGCAUCUGAUGAUGUUUGUUCAAAGUUAGGGAUUGGCAAAGAGAAAGCUUUGAGCAUAACUCGUGUUGUUCAAAAAUAUGGCAAUCUCAUUGGUUUUGUUGAACGAUUUUCCCUUGGAGUAAGAAAUCCAACAGCAUUUUUGGCCGGGGCAUCGGGAAUAUCUGCUGAGUGUUUCUUUGCUGGAGUUUGUGGUGGUGGUUUGGUCACUCUUUCAAUUCAGCUGGGGAUAGGAUUCUUGAUGAGAGAGCGCCCAUUGUUUGCCCUUGCUACUGUCGCAACGGUUGUGGGAAUUUGGACUAUAUUUCCUUAUGCGGUGGCUGCUUCAACAGCAUUAUUCCUUUACCUGCAACGCCGGUACUCUAGCUAGACAAAACCUUAUACAAAUUUUUGGACUUCCUUGAAUAUAGACAAAAGAUAUCAUGAUAUAGAAUACAAAGAAAAUCAACCAUGGUUUAUAUCUUUGGGUGGUAUUGACAAUCACUUGUUAGAUAACCAUCCACUAUAGUUAUAGCUUUUAUAAUUUGGGAAAGCAAAGUUACUUUGAUUGGAUUUGAUCUCA
Molecule: messenger RNA, 1574 nt
Organism: Humulus lupulus (European hop)
Lineage: Eukaryota; Viridiplantae; Streptophyta; Magnoliopsida; Rosales; Cannabaceae
Exons: 10
Coding region: 249-1382 (377 amino acids)
Source: RefSeq, a predicted model, not a curated record